Penicillium bovifimosum is the source of this 1455-nucleotide messenger RNA. It is a transcript of the gene bgt2, whose product is annotated as GPI-anchored beta-1,3-endoglucanase EglC. Gene Ontology annotation, cellular component: fungal-type cell wall; extracellular region; cell surface. Gene Ontology annotation, biological process: carbohydrate metabolic process; cell wall organization. NCBI's taxonomy places the organism in Eukaryota, Fungi, Ascomycota, Eurotiomycetes, Eurotiales, Aspergillaceae. Bases 1 to 1455 code for a protein of 484 amino acids. Gene Ontology annotation, molecular function: 1,3-beta-glucanosyltransferase activity; glucan endo-1,3-beta-D-glucosidase activity. The transcript has a single exon. The record is from RefSeq and is a predicted model, not a curated record.
AUGCGUUCCGCUCAAAUUCUCGCCCUCGCGAUGGCUGUCGCUACCACCGAGGCUGUCUCCCAGGGUUUCAACUACGGCAACAAAAAGGGCGAUGGCAGCGUCAAGAGUCAGGCUGACUUCGAGACCGAGUUUGCGACUGCCAAGAACCUCGUUGGAACCGACAACGCCUUCACCAGUGCUCGUCUAUACACAAUGAUCCAGGGUGGUACCACUAAUGGCCCCAUUGAGGCCAUUCCCGCCGCCAUCAAGGAGAAGACAACCCUUCUCCUCGGUCUGUGGGCUUCCGGUGGUGGCAUGUCCAACGAGAUUGCCGCCCUGAAGUCCGCCAUCGAGACAUACGGCGACGACUUCACCAACCUGGUUGUCGGUAUCUCUGUCGGCAGCGAGGAUCUUUACCGUAACUCUGUCAUUGGUUCCAAGGCCAAUGCUGGUGUCGGUGUCGACCCUUCCGAGCUCGUCGACCAUAUCAACCAGGUUCGCUCUGCGAUCUCCGGUACCUCCCUGAGCGGUGCCCCCAUCGGCCACGUCGACACCUGGAACUCGUGGACCAACAGCUCUAACUCUGCCGUCAUUGACGCCGUCGACUGGCUUGGCUUCGACGGAUACCCUUACUUCGAGAACACUGAACCCAACUCCAUCGACGAUGCCAAGGCACUCUUCCACAAGGGCGUUGCCAACACUCAGGCCGUCGCCGGCGGCAAGGAAGUUUGGAUCACCGAGACCGGCUGGCCCGUUACCGGCGACACCGAGAACCUCGCUGUCGCUAACACCGCCAACGCCAAGCAGUUCUGGGACGAAGUCGCCUGCCCUCUCCUCGGCAAGACCAACACCUGGUGGUACAUCCUCGAGGACGCUGGUUCUACUCCCAGCUUCGGUGUCACUGGCUCCGCCGACAGCACCACUCCUCUGUAUGACCUGUCUUGCAAGGCCUCGUCCUCUUCCAGCUCCGCCGCUGCUUCCAGCGCUACCUCUACCUCCGCUCUUGCUGAGAAGACUGAUUCCGCCUCGUCCACCGCCCCUGCCUCGACUGGUGCCUCCACCUCUGCCGGUUCAGGUGCCGCUGGCUCCGGAUCAACUGCCACCAGCUCCUCUGCCGCUUCCUCUUCCACUGCUGUGAUCAGCAGCGGCCGCCCCUCCACCCGGCCCAAGCCCACUAGCGACUCUUUCAUUUCCAAGUCAGCCUCUGCAUCCGCUGCUGCUACUGGUCCUACUGGCUCCUCCGGCUCCGGCUCUGGUUCUGGUUCUGGUUCUGGUUCUGGUUCUGGUUCUGGUUCUGGUUCUGGUUCUGGUUCUGGUUCUGGCUCUGGCUCUGGCUCCGGCUCCGGCUCCGGCUCCGGCUCUUCAACCGGUUCCUCCACCGCUCCCACACCCGCCCCCUUCAACUCUGCCUCCAGAGUCGCUGGCUCCGCGGCAGGUGCUCUGGUUAUUGCCCUUGCCCUCGCUUUCACUUUCUAA